Molecule: messenger RNA, 443 nt
Organism: Paramecium octaurelia
Lineage: Eukaryota; Ciliophora; Oligohymenophorea; Peniculida; Parameciidae
Source: the annotation of a GenBank genome assembly
AUGUAAUAACUGAAUAGCAACGACGAAACUUCUUCAAUUGAUGAGAACAUAUCUAAAUAUUAUCAGAUAAUAGAGUUUAAAGGCAAAGGAGCGUAUGGGAUAAUUUGGAAGGCAAUCGAUAAAUAAACAAAGAAAAUUGUUGCUUUGAAAAAGGUUUUUGUGAUUAAUAUCAUAAAAGGUUUUUGACGCAUUUUCAAAUGAUACAGAUGCACAGAGAACAUAUAGGGAAGUGAUGUAUCUCUAGCAAUUGACAUAACAUGAGAAUAUUGUGAAAUUGCUGCGUGUACAUAGAGCUAUGAAUAUGAAAGAUCUUUACAUGACAUUUGAAUAUGUAGAAUCAGAUCUUCAUAAAGUAUAAUAUCUUUUAAAUAAAGGUAAUCCGAGCAAAUCUCCUCUAAACAUAGCAUGUUAUUUAUAUACUCUNUAAGCGAUUUUAGUUUUGA